Messenger RNA from Neoarthrinium moseri, 1848 nucleotides. RefSeq lists its product as uncharacterized. The coding region runs from base 1 to 1848 and encodes 615 amino acids. Lineage: Eukaryota; Fungi; Ascomycota; Sordariomycetes; Amphisphaeriales; Apiosporaceae. The transcript has 5 exons. Gene Ontology annotation, molecular function: zinc ion binding; DNA-binding transcription factor activity, RNA polymerase II-specific. Gene Ontology annotation, biological process: regulation of DNA-templated transcription. The record is from RefSeq and is a predicted model, not a curated record.
AUGUGUGACGAGACAAAGCCUACCUGUAAUCAGUGUGCCAAAUCUCGGAGGCAAUGUCCUGGCUACAAGGACGAGUUCGACUUGGUUUUCCGGAACGAAACCCAAGCUACUGAGAGAAGGGCUCGGAAAGCCAACAAGAAGGCGUUGCAAAGAUUAGGAAAGCCGGACGAAAAUCCUGAUGAAUCCAUUGAGCACAGCGAUUCCGUGUCCCCGACAGCGGGCUUCGAAGAUGCGUUCAAGUCACCCUUGGAACAAGCGGUGACACCAGCGUUGGUCAUCCCCUCCGAAACUCGGGCAGACUGCCAUUUUGUCGCCAACUUCAUCUUGAUUCCGCGACAAGGAAGCACAAGGGGUUUUCUUGACUUUCUCAUCCCCCUGCUCAAGCAAGAAGGCAAGGACAGCCAUCUGCAGCGGGCGUUCAAUGCCUGCUCAAUGGCACUGCUCAACAACUGUUCGGGAGCGAGGAACAGCUAUGCGGACAAGGCGUUGAACGAAUACACACAUGCGCUCAAAGGCACGAACAUGGCGCUCAGAGACCCUGAAGCCCAGAAAGCAGACUCAACCCUUGCUGCCGUCGUCCUAUUGGGUCUUUUCGAAAACAUCACCGCAAAACAGUUAGGAAUGCUAGCUUGGGGCUCACACAUUGAGGGUGCUAUUCAGCUGGUGAAGCAGAGAGGGAGGAAGCAGCUCCGAACGAGGACCGGUUUGCUGCUCUUUAUCGCCGUCCGCACUCAAAUGAUCAUCCACACUCUGACUUCAGGGAAAUCCCCCAUCAUGGGCGUUGAGUGGUGGCUCAACGACGCCGUCAAGGAUGAGACGGCAGCAAAGGUCCAACGUAUCAUGAUCAAGACCGGCGAGCUUCGUGCGGAGGUCACUCGACUCAUGAACUGCAUGGCGCGGACGCCGGAGAACAUCGAAAUCAUGCUCAACAUGAUACGGAGGUCGCAGAUGGUUGACCAGGAGGCAGUCAGCUGGAUGAGGGACGUGCCAGACUUCUGGAAAUACCGAACGGUCGCGUGGGAGGACAACGUUCCAAACGGAGACUAUGCACGGGCCGAGGUCUAUCCCGGACGCAUCGACUUAUACACCGAUUUCUGGAUUGCAAGCGUCUGGAACAUGUGCAGGACCUCACGACUUAUCAACGCCUCGCUGAUCGUGCGGUGUGCGGCCUGGGUCAGCGCGCCCGUCGACUACCGGACGACGCCUGAGUAUGCCACCUGCUCCAGGACCUGCGUGGAGGUCAUCACCGACAUCAUCGCGUCGGUGCCGUACCACCUCGGAUGGCACCUGAAGAGAAAGGACGUACUGCAGAAGGCGAAUUUAGGCCAGUUCGCCUGUGGAGAGGAGGACUCCCUGAAGGGGCUAGCCGGGUACUUCCUGACCUGGCCGCUGGCUUGCGUCCACGGCCAGGAUUAUACAACCGACACUCAGCGUGCUUGGGUGAACGGACGGCUCAAGUACAUUGGCGACGAGCUCGGCGUCAAGUACGCACACAUUCUUUCUCAGCUGCAAGUCCGCAUCCCGUCCAUGAUGAUCCGCCGCGACGGCCUCAUGGCGUCUCCGUACGGCAUGGCACACGACUUCGAGAAGCUGGUCUCGGCCCGCAACGCGCCGCCGUCGGCCGGGUACACCAUGAACCCGCUGCAGCAGCGGGAGGCGAUGCAAAAGGAGUACUUUGAGCAGCGGCGCGCGGACCUGCUGUCGAAGGCCGCGGGAAACACGCCGACGCCGUCAACGCAAUGGGUGACGGAGAAGUGGCUCACGUUGCCCGAGAAGAACGCAUACCCCGGCCCACUCCAGGUCGACUUCCAAAACCCGGUUUCUGCGGGGCCGGUGACGGGGCCGUAG